CUGGCCAUCAUCGGAGCCGGCUCUGCCGGAAUAACCGCCGCUCGUUUUGCCAAUCGCCUCGGCAAGCGGGUGGCGCUGAUCGAAGCCAACCGCGUGGGCGGAGACUGCACCUGGACCGGUUGCGUCCCCAGCAAAUCCCUGCUCCACGCCGCCAGCGUCGCCAACACGGUGCGAAGCGCCAGCCACGCCGGCAUCACCGUAUCGCCGCCAACCAUUGAUUUCGCCGCUGUGAUGGCCCGCAUCCGGGAUGUGAUAGGACAAAUCUAUUCGUCUGAAUCUCCAGACGCCCUGCGUACUGAAGGAAUAGACGUGAUCGAAGGUCAUGCCGCAUUUACAGGCAGUCGAUCCAUUGCCGCCGCUGGGCGAUCCAUAUACGCGAAAUCCUUUCUCAUUUGUACCGGCGCAUCGCCAUUCAUCCCGCCCAUUCCCGGCCUCAAAAUCACGCCGAUUCUCACGUAUGAAUCGUUCUGGCAACUGGAUGCACUCCCGGCCCGGCUGAUCGUUGUCGGGGGCGGCCCGAUUGGAUGCGAAAUAUCUCAAGCCUGUCAGCGACUUGGAUCCCAAGUCACACUGGUUGAGGCCCUUGAUCGCAUCCUGCCCAACGACGAUACGGAUGCCGCGCGGUUGGUGGAAGCCGCGUUGAUCGCCGACGGGGUUGAUGUUCGAUUAUCGCCCCGGUGGAAUCGGUGCGACUAA
This is a messenger RNA of Geodia barretti, 696 nucleotides long. NCBI's taxonomy places the organism in Eukaryota, Metazoa, Porifera, Demospongiae, Tetractinellida, Geodiidae. The record is from the annotation of a GenBank genome assembly.